This is a messenger RNA of Bufo bufo (common toad), 2438 nucleotides long. It is a transcript of the gene PAG1, whose product is annotated as phosphoprotein membrane anchor with glycosphingolipid microdomains 1. The transcript is spliced from 9 exons. The record is from RefSeq and is a predicted model, not a curated record. Gene Ontology annotation, cellular component: membrane raft; plasma membrane. Bases 369 to 1646 code for a protein of 425 amino acids. Lineage: Eukaryota; Metazoa; Chordata; Amphibia; Anura; Bufonidae. Gene Ontology annotation, biological process: intracellular signal transduction; negative regulation of T cell activation.
AUGCUGCAGAGCGGCCGGUGUGCUGCUGCUCAGUGCUGACACCGGACACCUGUGCGGGGGACUCUGCGGAGAGGACGGUACACGAGCCCGGGCUGCUGCCGGUGCCGACAGCUCCAGAGACACACGGACUGAUACUUUAACGGAUUCUUCCUGAAUAAGAAUUGUUCCACCUACAACAGAUCAGUUCAAGGUUUCCAGAAAAUAAAGAUGUAACUACCAGUCUGUGGAUCAGAGGAAGAAUUUGUAAAAUGAAGAUGUGACCUGCCGAACCAGGAAUGAUAUUGGACAUACAGUAUACCUCAUUCUCAAGCAUCGACUCCAGCUCUACCAAUGAGGACUUGCUGUGAUUACUUACCCGGUCGCUGACGAUGGCCCCGAUCUUACAGAGACUAGCUGGAGGCUGGGAGCUCAGCAGUGAGCAAGUGCUCCUCAUAUCCUAUGGCGGUGUAGCCGUUGUAUCCACAUUGGUCAUAAUCGCUGUCCUCGUCUUCUUCUGCUCUAGCUGUGACAGAGGGAAGAAGAAGAAACAUCAAAAUGGUGACCAUGAAAACCUGAUGAAUGCGCCUUCUGACAAGGAGACACACAGCCACUCUGUGACAAGCCUAGGAACCGAAGCGCCGGCCAGUAGUUACCGGAAUGGUGCUGUCAGCACUGGUGAUGUCUCAGAAGACAGUGCCGCUACCUGUGUUCCCGGAUACGAAGAUGUGCAGAGCUCUCUCCCUGACCUGUGUGAUCCUCAGGACUUCACUGGAAAGUCUAUGAGAUGCCCUCAGGCCAGAGAGUUGCCUCAGAUCCCUCCAGAGAAUAACUUGGAAUCUGGAAAUCUUGAAGAAGACGUGCCUCUGUAUAGUGAGGGCCCCUAUGAGGUACUAAAAGACAGUUCUUCCCAUGACAACAUCAUUGAGGACUCUCUCUAUGAGACUGUAAAAGAACUGAAGGAUAUCAGCUCAUCGGCCAGCUCAGAGGAAAAGAGUCUCACCAUGAAUAUGCAGCAUCUAGCAAAUGCAGAGUCUAAAAUGGAGGUGGUCGUUGAGUACGCCUCUGUGGACCAUAAUAGAAAGAGCCGUCAUAGUAUUAACACUCAGAGUACAGGAAGCACUCCGACCUAUCAAGAUGAUGACAUCCCCCCGCCACUUCCAAAAAAACUGUUGGACGAAAACGAGAAUGUGCAGAGUAAAGAAACGGAGGAAGAAAAGCAGGAGCCAGAAGGAGGGGCAAGCACAGAUUGCAAGAGACAGAGUUGUAUAUCCUACAAAUCUCGGGAGGAAGACCCCUGCCUGACUGAAGACGAUAUUUCUGCCAUGUAUUCAAGAGUUUCUAGAACUGGACAAUCCCUGAGACUUCAGGAAGACCUCUCCCAUUAUUCCUACAUCCAAGACGUUGAGAUCUCACCAACGGCCUGUAAUGGUACAUAUGCGACGGUCAGGGAUAUUGAUAAAAGCCCCAACCUCAUUGGCUUACCAGCUGCAAUGGACACGGUAAACGGUGGGCCCGACCCUGAAUAUGAGGCCAUUGCAGCAUUAAGUCAUGAAGAAGACAGGACUAUUACUUUCUCUCAGUCUUGUCAGGGGGUUCUCCAGCAUGGUGAGAGUGACUAUGAAAGUAUUGGGGACCUGCAACAAAAUGGAGACUACACUAGACUUUGAGGAAUGCGAAAAUAAAUGUAUUGGGUUUUUCGCUAAUAGAGCACAAUCCUUUCAAUGGGUGAUGAUCAUAUAUCCUACCUAGUAGUGGACUGACAUCAGAGAGAAAGCACACGUUUGCAUACAAAGACAAAGUCUCCCUGCUGCAUGCAGACAUUUGCAUAUUUUUUUAUUGUGCCAUUUAUUUUAUUUUUUUAAUGUUGGAAAUUUGCCAAAAAAGCUGGAUGACCCUGCACUCGAAAAAUUUCUACGGUACUCCUGUAUCCUAUCCUUUAUAGCAGGGCAAAGAACCAACUUCAAAAUCAGCAAUUUUUACUUGUGUGUAUCUUAAUUUAACUUGACAUUUUUAUAUUGUUGAAAUGUUGUUCUGAGCCUGUGCAUUGUAUGAUAUUGAUGACCCGUUUCAUAGGUUUUACAUGUGUUUUGUGUCACUCAGUAUUUCCAUAAUUCUAUUUAAUUUCUGCCUAGAAGGAGGUUUUCUGAGCGAUGGAGUCUGACUACGGAUGUAUGGGGUCCAGUGCACUUACCUGCCUUCAUGUCUGUCAUUGCUGUGGAUAUGUAUGUGCAGGCAGAUAACUUCUUAGAAUGGGGGUUUAGGGGCCCAUGUAAUUGAUCGGGGUCUCAGAGGUCAGAUCCCCAUCGAUUCCACUGUUCACAUCUAAUUAACGCGUUAUCACUGUGUCUGUUAAAGCCUGUAUUACACUGCGCAAUUUUUUACCAGAUGAUUGCUAACGAGCGUUCGUAGUAACGCUUGUUAGCGAUCAUCUUGCAGUGUAAUACUGACGUCGAUCCAGG